Molecule: messenger RNA, 3656 nt
Organism: Oreochromis niloticus (Nile tilapia)
Lineage: Eukaryota; Metazoa; Chordata; Actinopteri; Cichliformes; Cichlidae
Gene: stk33
Product: serine/threonine kinase 33
Exons: 15
Coding region: 631-1953 (440 amino acids)
Biological process (GO): protein phosphorylation
Molecular function (GO): ATP binding; protein kinase activity
Source: RefSeq, a predicted model, not a curated record
UUUUUUAAGCUUUCUGCGCUGUUUUUAUGCUAGAAGUAGCUGAUUUUUAUUUUACAUUACUAGAUACCGAAUGUCUUCCUGCCGUUUCUGGGAUAUCACAGUUAUUAUUAUUAUUGUUGUAAUUAUUGUUAUUGUAGAUUUCAACUAGCUAUUGUUAUUACCUAACUAGCACAGGUGGUUACAAGCGUCUAGUGUUAGGAUUGAGGCUCUGUGUUAGAUUAACUGGCAGUAUAAUGACAGAGGUUACACACCGAGCAGGACAAUAAUUUAAUAUUCAUUUUAAUGACCCGGUUAUUCAAUACUUUAGGGUAGUCGAUGUUGAAUGCGUGUUUCGUGCGGUUAUAGUGACUAUGUUUCUUGGCUCUUAACAUUGUCCUCUUAUUUUAAACCACCCGGCAUUCCCUUUUAACUGCAGCCAUUUUGACAUGAAAUAGUCUUGUGUGCCAAAAAGUGAUUACAGACGUUUCUGUAUGUUUUUUUUUUUAAAUGUCUAAUGUCUAUUAUUGAGAUCUGGGGCCAAGGACCAGUCACCUCUGUCUGGGAGAUACCUGAGGAGCUGAGACCCUCCUCCAGUCUCCUCAAGUCCUCAGUGAUACACUCAUCACAUGCCGCUGUCUCCACAAAUGAGCUAUGAUUGAGAUGACAAAAGCAGAUGUUAGUGGACUAGACAUGAACCUGAAGUCUGUGCGGACCAGUAGAUGCACGUCGGAGAGGAAUGUGCUAGAUAUACGGCUGAAAAAUGAUACAGACAUCAGGGAAAUUUAUAAAUUUGAAAAUAAAUUGGGUCAAGGUGCCUUUGGAGUUGUUUAUGAAGCCACCCACAUAGAGACACAGACAAAAUGGGCCAUUAAGACGUUUUGCAGACCAGCGGCAGGAAGUUCGAAAGUAGAGAUGGUGGAUAACGAAAUAAACCUUCUCAAACAAAUGAAUCAUGCGCACAUAAUACAUCUUGAGGCAGUCUACCGCUCGACCACGAUGAUUUAUUUGGUUACUGAGCUGUGCAAAGGGGGUGAUGUGAGGGAGCUGUUGCAGCGGAAAAAGUUCUUCACAGAGGACGAGACAAGGGAUGUAAUCUGUAGUUUAGCCGAUGCUGUUGUGUACCUUCAUAAAAGAGAUAUUGUGCACAGGGACUUGAAACUUGAGAACAUUCUUGUGAAAAAUUCUCCCGAUGAGGAUGGUGGCAAAAUCGAUGUCAAGGUGGCAGACUUUGGAUUAUCGGUGAAGACAGGUGGUGUCGGGAUCGAAAACAUAAUGACACACGCCUGUGGGACCCUUAUCUAUAUGGCCCCUGAAAUGAUGAGCGGUCGAGGUUAUACCCAGUGGUGCGACGUGUGGAGCAUAGGAGUCGUUAUGUAUAUGUUACUGUGUGGAGAACCUCCAUUUGUCUCCAAAACAAGGAAAAACCUACUUAAGAAGAUAAUGAACACUGGAGUCAAAUUUUCUCAACCCAUCUGGGCCUCAGUCAGUGAUGCAGCUAAAAAUCUUUUGACUUGCCUACUGAAGGUGGACCCCGCCUACCGAAUGUCUGCUAAUCAGCUACUAGAGAACCCCUGGAUUACAGGUGACUCUACUAUGCCUGUUGUACCACCCAAUGUGCUGGAGAUGAUGCGUCAGUACCUGGAGCAGGAGGAAAGAAAUAAGACUUCAGAAGUUUCACCCUUCAUCACUUCUGAGGCAAACCUGGAAUCAGUCCCGGUCCACCCGGCAUUUUCAGCAGAAACUAACAGCAACUGCAUGAGACACAGCAGCUGUGACAUAUCUUCCACAUCCACCAAACUGGACGGUGGAAUAAAGACUAAAGAAAGCAGUGGCAGUCUUCAGCAGGACAAGCAAAUAAACAGCUCUGACACCCCAGCACAGCCAGCAACCACACAGCCGAGUGCAAAGCAGCGCAGGCCUACAGACAAGAAGGACCUCAGUUCAGGACAGAAACAAUCCCCCAAACCCAAGUAAGGCAGACGACCAGAGACUUUCUACCCCCAGUAAAGUACAACUGGUCCCUGCAAACCACCAGCUAGCUCCAAGACUGAAAAUCAUUUAGAAUAAAACUAAAAAAUGAGCUAUAUCCCAUUAUAAAACAUGAAGAGAGAGAGAAAAACAAAAGCAAACCUGACCUUUUGUGGCUGUAUUGGACAUACAUUUAUUGUUUUGUUUUUCAUUCUGUUAUUUAAUUGAGAUCUCUUAUUUAGCAGUAAUGUGAAUGUAAAUACUAUGAAUGGUGCAGCCUUUUUGUGAUGGCCGGACGCUAAGCAGCAAACACAGUGUCACGUAACUCUGAAAAUAGUACAAAGAGGCCCAAAACCACUGCAGCUGAUUCAGCUUCAGUUUCAGCUUCAGGACUGCCAUGUGCCAAAAGAAAGAGACUCCGUCUGAGAUAAUCUCCCACAUGGGGAGAAACUGCUGGAGAAAUUCUUUGUAUUAAAUAGCCAAUUGUUUUAGAACAUCAAACAGCUAACAUAAAGACUCAUGCGUUUCUAUAGUUGCUGCCAAAUGUGGAGGCUGAAUGAGUCUGAUGUGUAACACUGAUACUUUUAGCUUACAGCAACAAGAAGGUUACUUAAGAUUUUGAUGUUUUAUCUUGACAUCUUUCUCUUCCCUAAGUCUUCACUUUAGCUGCUGUAAACUGUUUAGGUAUAUAUUUUUGUCUUUUUUUUUUUAAUUUGUCACUUUUCUUUUAGGUUAUUUGCUUUAUGAAUAGCUGCUAAAUAGGAGAGAAAAUACUUGUGCAGAUUACUGGAUAUUAUUUAAAAAAACAACAACAACAACAACAACAACAACAAAAAACAAAAAAACGAGUGAGCAAUAGGGAUUUUCUUUCUUUCUGUUCUGACCUCUCAAUUCCAAAACGUCCGAUAUGCAGUGACUGCACCCUCUCAGUGUCAAAACAGAAAAACUGUCACACAGGCUGGUUACGCUCCAUCUGAAUGCAGAGGAUUGGGACUGGGGGCAGCCACGGGUCUAAUCUCGUUUGGAGGCCAUUGAAAGCAGUAGGAGCUACUUUGAGGGCACUGCCAUUCAAGCACAGGUUUUUCCGCUGCAGAGAGAAUAAUCCCCAGCAUAGAUACAACAUUAAAGUAUCCAAGCAUAACACACAGAGGGUGAAUUUCAAAUCCACCCAUUUGCAUCUUGAAGUGAAUGAGUGCCAACAAUGGGGCCCCGUUUUCAUGCACAGGCUCUGUGUUUUAGUGUGUAUGUGUAAAUGUAGUUUGCACUUUUUCUUGAAUGAGUGGACUUUUUUUUUCAAAUCAAAUUUUAUCCAGGCAGACAUUCUACAGUAAUCUCAGGUGAUGUUUCCUAACAUAGUGAGUAGAUAUGCAAAUGAGAUGUGAAUUAUUUUUGAUUAAAGCUGCUUGCCAAAAGGACUGCGUGAUUCCUGAAAACAUGAUUUUGGUUUACUCAGACUGCUUUGAACAGCAGAUGGUAGCUGGUAGUGAGUUGUUGAAUUGAUUCUGAAAUAAUUCCCUGAAGUUAAUCUGACACAGGGUGUCGUCCCUGAAGCUACCUAGUUUUGUGCAUGAAGCUCUGUAAUUAGAAUUGAUUGCUUGAGCCACUGCCCAUUAAAACUGUGACACCCAUGUGAUGUGGCACUAAUUAAUAUGUUGUAUGCUUAUAUCUGCGUGGUCCAUACAGGAAAAAUAAAUAAAAUGUUGACUUCC